GCCAAAUAAUUACCCUCUCCCUUAUGUACAUGAUAUUUAGGAACACCCUGUAUACAAGAGGAAUAUCGAAAUGCACCAGCUGAAAGAUAAACAGCCCUCGCAGGUUCAAAUGUACGAGUGUGACUGCUGCAGUUUCGAAACUAAAUACAAGUUUCAUAUGAAACUUGUAUUACGACACCAACUGAAGCAUAAAAAUCCUUCGCCAGUCCAAACAUACAAGCGUAACGACUGCAGUUAUGAAACUAAAUACAGGAGCGGUAUUGGACGUCACAUGUUGAAGAGUCUUCAUAAAUGCAAACAUACUAGGCGUACUUUACUAGCAACCAAGCAUAAGGAGUCUGAGAAGACCACACUUGGUGCACAAAAAAAGAUUUGCAGGUGUGAAUUGUCCCCUUGUGUUUGCAGUGCAAAAUAUUGGCAAAAAUGGAGGCAUUUAAGAGCGACAAGUGUGGAUGUGACACCUAUCUUAACAACACGUCACUGCAGAGCUCCGAUAUGGUACCAUUCGAGGAGAGUGUCUGUAAAGAUGAAGCAGAGGAUGGAUGAACAAAUCUAUAAGUGUAAUGACUGUGAUUACGAAACUAAAUACAAGAAAGAUAUAGAAAAGCACCAACUGAAGCAUAAUGACCCUUUACAUGUUCAAAUAUACAGGUGUGAUGACUGUGAUUUCAAAACCGUAUACAAGAAGAAUAUCAAACGGCACCAAAUGAAACAUAAAGAUCCAUCACAGAUCCAAAUUUACAGAUGUAAUGACUGUGAAUACGAAACUAAAUACAAGGGAGAUAUCAAAGAGCACCAACUGAAGCAUAAUGAUCCUUCAGAGGUUCAAGUAUACAGGUGUAAUGAUUGCGAUUUCAAAACAAUAUACAAGAAGAAUGUCAAACGACACCAACUGAAACAUAAAGAUCCUUCGCAAGUUCAAAUUUACGGAUGUAAUGACUGUGAAUACGAAACUAAACACAAGGAAGAUAUCAAAAAGCACCAACUGAAGCAUGGUGAUCCUUCACAGCUUCAAAUGUACAAGUGUAACGACUGCGAUUUCAAAACUAAAUACACGAGGAAUAUGAAACGGCAUCAACUGAAACAUAAAUAUACUUCCCAGGUCCAAAUGUACAGGUGUAACGACUGUGAUUACAAAACUAAGUACAGGAAAGUUAUGAAAAAACACCAACUGAAGCAUAAUGAUCCUUCGCAAGUUCAAAUGUACAAGUGUAACGACUACGAUUACCAAACUGAAUACAAGGGGUUACAUGAAACGGCACCAACUGAAACAUAA
Anoplophora glabripennis (Asian longhorned beetle) is the source of this 1276-nucleotide messenger RNA. RefSeq names its product zinc finger protein 142-like. Gene Ontology annotation, molecular function: RNA polymerase II transcription regulatory region sequence-specific DNA binding; DNA-binding transcription factor activity, RNA polymerase II-specific. Gene Ontology annotation, biological process: regulation of transcription by RNA polymerase II. The transcript has 3 exons. NCBI's taxonomy places the organism in Eukaryota, Metazoa, Arthropoda, Insecta, Coleoptera, Cerambycidae. Gene Ontology annotation, cellular component: nucleus. The coding region runs from base 71 to 1276 and encodes 401 amino acids. The record is from RefSeq and is a predicted model, not a curated record.